Messenger RNA from Stereum hirsutum FP-91666 SS1, 309 nucleotides. RefSeq lists its product as uncharacterized. The coding region runs from base 1 to 309 and encodes 102 amino acids. The transcript is spliced from 5 exons. The record is from RefSeq and is a predicted model, not a curated record. Gene Ontology annotation, biological process: mitochondrial electron transport, ubiquinol to cytochrome c. Lineage: Eukaryota; Fungi; Basidiomycota; Agaricomycetes; Russulales; Stereaceae.
AUGAAGCCCACCUCUGCGGUAUGGAGCGAUAUGCCUGGACCCAAGAACCCUUGGUGGGGUGACAAGGAGGGCGGUAUUCAGAAGAUUCGCGGUGUUACUACCUACACCGUAUCUCCCUUUCGCCAGCGUGCUGCCUCCCAUAUGUUCAGCGGUUAUCUGUUCAAUGGCUACCGCCGCCUCUCUAAACAGUUCAUCUUCUGGUCUAUCCCAGUCGCCGUAGGCUACAGCACCUACGCGUGGGCGAAGAAGACUGAUGCCUGGAUGAGCAGCAAGGAGGGUCACCUGGCUUUGGCCGAGCACCACGAGUAG